Molecule: messenger RNA, 548 nt
Organism: Medioppia subpectinata
Lineage: Eukaryota; Metazoa; Arthropoda; Arachnida; Sarcoptiformes; Oppiidae
Source: the annotation of a GenBank genome assembly
AAUCACGGCAUAAAUUACACACAAAUCCAAAGCUGUUCGUCAAGUCUUGAGGGGAAGAGAUUGCACAUCAAGAACGGCGAGAAAACUCAACGUCUUUCACCAAAGCUCACUUUUGUGCCCUGGGUGCUCAUCAACGGGAACUUCACAGAAACCGAUCAGAAUAUAGCACUUUAUGGAGACUUGAAAACUUUGAUUUGUGAUAAAUUUCAGGGAACGACUCCACCGACUGCUUGUAAUUCUGCUAAUAGAGUCGAACCAAUAGUGAAAACGACCUGAUUUUUUGGCUGUCAAUCGACUCCUUUUACUCAUUCAUUGCAUAAUAGUUUGUUUUUAUCGAAAUUUUUAUUAUAAAUUGAGGUCUGAUUUUGCUUUUGGACCACUUUUUCGCAAAGAAUGUCGACUCUGAAUGCCGGCAGUGUUUCCUAUGUUUCGCCCAAAUUAUUUGAAACACAUUUUUAAAAUAUACUUUUUAGUGAAGUUUAUAUUCAAACACAAGUUAUCUUAAAUUUUUUUUUAUAAAAAUUGAUUAAUUUUAGUUUCUCGAAAAA